AUGAAGGUAUCUGUUGUUUCUGUUCUUGUUGCUGUGUUGACUAACUUGGCUCUGGCCGAAUCAGUUAGGGGUGUUGCUCCAAAUAAGCAGCAUCUUUAUAAAGCUGACAGCAAUGGCAAAUGGAAAUGUUUAUCCAACCCAGAAAUUGAAAUUGAUUUCUCCAAGGUCAAUGAUGAUUACUGUGAUUGUCCUGAUGGAUCUGAUGAACCAGGUACCAGUGCUUGUGAAUCCGGUAAAUUCUUCUGCGAAAACGCGGGUUAUAAACCAAGUUACAUUCCUUCUUACAAGGUCAAUGAUGGUGUUUGUGAUUAUGAAAUCUGUUGUGAUGGAUCUGAUGAGUGGAACACUGAUGCAAAAUGUAAAAAUGUCUGCAAAGAGUUGAAUGAAAAAUACGAAUCUCUCAAGAAGGAAAGAUUAUCCAAAUUGACUAAAGGCUUAAAGAUCAAACAACAAAUGUUGGCUCAAGUCGCCAAAGCCGAUGAAGAAUUAGAUACAAAGAUUCAAAAAGAAUCCAUGGAAGUGUCACAAUUAAAUGAUGAAGUCUACCAGUUGAAGAAGAAGAUUGAAGCUUUGAACACUAAAUAUAACAAGGAGGCCAUGGAGUUUAUUGCCGAAUUAAAAGGUGAACAUAGUGCCAGUACCAUUGAUGAGAAAAUCUACAGCUUGAAAGAAGCAAUCCAUUUGAUUAAAUUGGGAGUUGACAAAAAUAUUGAAAAGAGCGAAAUCUCCAAAGAGAUUCUUCUUAAUUUGGCCACAGAUUUUGAUCAAAAUAUCAAUGAUGUUACCGUUAAGAAAGCCAUUGAAGAUUUCCAAGAAUUCUCCAAUGAUAAAAAAUUCGACGAGUUUGACACAUUGUACAAGGAAUAUUUGGAAAAAUAUAAUGCGAUGUUGGGAGAUUUGGAUUUGUAUAACAUUUUCUUCCUUCUUGAGAAGAAUAAAGUUCACAUGGCUAAUUGGAAAAAUUUCAUUUGGACUAGAAAGAGUUCUUUGCACAGCACUCUUUUGAAAUUAUUGUUGAUCCAGGAUGAAUCUUCCAAGAAAUUGGAAGCUAUCAUGACCGAUAUUAAGGAGAACUACAAUCCAAAUUUCAACAAUAAGGCUGUUAAGACUGCCCUUAAAGGUAUCGAAAGUUACGAGACUUUGAAACAGAAAGUUCAAGACGAUGUUCUUGGUAAAAUUGAUUACGCAAAUGACUACGAUGGUGCUGUUAAAGGGCUUAUGACUUUCAUCGAAGAGCUCGAGGCGGCUCUUGGUAGACCAAAGAGUGAAGCUAAAGAUUUACAAAUUGCUGAUGAUCUCAGUACAGAAGAACUUGAAGCCAAACAGAGUGAAAAGAAAUUGCAAAUGGAAUUGGAAGCUGAAGAGGAGGAAGCCAGAAGGUCGACAUUCCCACAAAACAUCAAGCAAGCCGUGGUCAGAGCUGUGGAAGAUUUCUUGGGGGUUUAUGACAAUUUGCCAGAAGAGAAAGAAACAGUGUUUGAAACUGUGCCAUAUGACUUGGUUUCUAGACAUCUUAGCGAGAUCAAUGAUUUGUCUAACGCUGGUGAUGAAGAUGCUGAUUCUUAUAGCAAAGAAUUGACAUCUCUUCAAGAAGAGAUGCGUGGCAAGCAAGAGCUCAUCCAGGAACUCAACCAACAAGUUGGUGAUCUUGUGCAAGAGUUGAAUGACUCAACGAACUAUUAUGGUCCUUCCAAGGUCUUGAAGGCUGUGGAAAACCAAAGUUUCAAGGCUUCAAUCGGAGAAUAUGAAUAUGAGAUUGAUUUUGUUGGCAAUAUUAAGCAAUCAGGCAAUGGUCAAAGUGCUCAUGUCGGUACUUAUAGUGGUGACAUCAAAAAAUUGGUCAACCCAAAAGAUGGUACUACCAAAUUAGAAAUGGCUUUCAAGAAUGGUGCCAAAUGUUGGUCAGGACCAAUUAGACAAGCAAAGGUUACUGUUUACUGUGGUGAAUCCGUUGAAAUUUUGAAGGUCACUGAACCUGAAGUUUGUCAAUAUUACAUCGACGUCACCAGUCCUAUUGCCUGUUUUGAGUCUGAAUUGGAACAGGUUGAAGAAAAGAAACUUGUAGAAUCUGAAUCUGUCCAUGAUGAGUUGUGA
This is a messenger RNA of Saccharomycopsis crataegensis, 2094 nucleotides long. RefSeq names its product Gtb1p (gene GTB1). The transcript has a single exon. The record is from RefSeq and is a predicted model, not a curated record. Gene Ontology annotation, biological process: N-glycan processing. Gene Ontology annotation, cellular component: glucosidase II complex. Lineage: Eukaryota; Fungi; Ascomycota; Saccharomycetes; Ascoideales; Saccharomycopsidaceae. Bases 1 to 2094 code for a protein of 697 amino acids.